Molecule: messenger RNA, 2681 nt
Organism: Lates calcarifer (barramundi perch)
Lineage: Eukaryota; Metazoa; Chordata; Actinopteri; Centropomidae
Gene: syt4
Product: synaptotagmin IV
Exons: 5
Coding region: 300-1718 (472 amino acids)
Biological process (GO): calcium-ion regulated exocytosis; cellular response to calcium ion; regulation of calcium ion-dependent exocytosis
Cellular component (GO): axon; membrane; synapse
Molecular function (GO): phosphatidylserine binding; SNARE binding; calcium ion binding
Source: RefSeq, a predicted model, not a curated record
GAAAGAGAGAGGGAGGGAGAGAGAGACCAGGGUGUUGCCGCCUCUGAGACACACUCACGCAUCACAGAGUAAGAGCAGCAGGGUGAGAACACAGCAUCCCUCCGUCCUUCUCUCUAGGAAAACAGGGCUGUUUUUUGAAUUAUUGAAGCCGCUCAAACCCCUUUCCAUUAUUAAACAUAAUCAAAGCCAAGACAUUGCGGAGAUAUACUGCACCGCGACAUCAGGACAGCGAGUUCGCAGGAGAAAAGAGAGCUCGGUGUGAAAGCAGACGGACCGUUUCAGCACCUUGGACAGAGAUCAUGGCUCCAAUGGUGGAGGACGGCGCUCAGCUCGUGGCAGUCCCAGUAGGUGUAGCAGUGGUCAGUGUCUUUGGCCUUGUCUUCACUGUGUCAGCCUUUGCGUGGAUCUGUUGCCAGCGUAAAAACACCAAAUCCCAGAAGACACCUCCCUACAAGUUUGUUCACAUGCUCAAAGGGGUUGACAUCUACCCAGAGAGCCUCAGUGGCAAGAAGAAGUUCGCUGCACCUGCCACCACAACAACCAACGACGCCAGUAAAACUGACGUGAAUGGAAACUGCCACACUGCGUCACCUAUGAGUCCGAGUGGCACUGGUAAGCUGGCGUCAAGUCCAAACGGUCCCAGACCGGCUCUGCAUCUGGACCUGGAGAAACGGGACCUGAAUGGUAACUUCACCACCAAACCAUUUCACCACCACCACCAGAAGGUGCGGAGCUCCCCGGACCUGGAGCUGCCUUCUCCCCAUGCAGGGUUCACCCAACCUGGGGUCAUGGACCGCCGUGACCUCCCCUCACCAUCUAGCACCCUUUCCAGCCAGGCCCCCACCCCAGCUGUGGACAAACCCCACGGAGAGGAGAGGGAGGGUGGGUUAGGUACUCUCCACUUCUCCCUGGAGUACCAGCCAGAGAGGAAGGCAUUCAUUGUCCAUAUCAAGGAAGCCCAUGGCCUGAGCCCAACUGAUGAACAGUCUCUGACCUCUGACCCCUACAUCAAGUUGACCCUGCUGCCAGAGAAAAAGCACCGGGUGAAGACCAGAGUCCUGAGAAAGACUCUGGACCCUGCCUUUGAUGAGACCUUCAGCUUCUAUGGGAUCCCGUUGGCCCGAGUGUCGGAGUUGGCCCUUCACUUCAUGGUGCUUAGCUUUGACAGGUUCUCUCGUGACGAGGUCAUCGGCGAGACCCUCGUCCCCUUGUCCGGAAUCGACUUGUCAGAGGGGCGUGUCCUGAUGAGCCGAGAGAUCAUCAAAAGGAAUGUCAAGAAGUCCUCGGGCCGAGGUGAGUUACUGCUCUCCCUGUGUUACCAGUCCACCACCAACACUCUGACUGUGGUCGUCCUCAAGGCUCGCCACCUGCCCAAGACUGAAAACAAUGGACCGACAGACCCGUACGUCAAGGUGAACAUGUAUCAUGGAAAGAAGCGCGUGUGCAAGAAGAAGACCCACGUGAAGAAGUGCUCCCCCAACCCGGUCUUCAACGAGCUCUUUGUCUUUGAUCUGCCUUCUGACGAGGGCCUGAGGGACACCAGCGUGGAGCUGCUGCUGAUGGACUCAGACACAGGUAACUCACGCAGCCCCAACACCGUCCUUGGGCGCCUGGUGCUGGGAACGGCGGCAGCGGGUACUCCUGGCGAGCACUGGAGGGAGAUCUGCGACCACCCGCGUCGCCAGAUCGCCAAGUGGCACGCCAUGUCAGAGGAUUAGAACACCCGGGUGUUGGUGGAUUCUGACGUCCAUACCCUCAGGUCCAACCGGAGGGAUGGAAUGAGGAUAGGCGGGACAAAAUGUCCUGCUAGCCAGUACCCAUUGGACUUUCAGUGAGGAUGGGUGGGAAAGAAGGGUGGGGGUGGGGUGGUUGGGGGGUGGGUGGGGUUGGAUGUUGUGGGGAGGGUCAUUUGAAGUGAUGUCAUCAUUCAAUCAAUCAUUCAAUCACUUAUCUUUGAAGUUAUUGGGGUUCACUGGGGAGGGUGGGGCAUGACAAAGAGAACCCCAUAGCUUUAAAUGAUCCCAAAGACUGUCACCGAAAAUCACUUGGUAACAUGCAACAUCAUCUCCAUGGCAACAACUAAUUGUCACGGUAACCGUGUGCAGUGCAGAAUGUCUUAAAUGUCGCUAUUACUCUUCUUCUUUUCUUCCUUUCCUCCUUCUCCUCCUCCUUCUUCUUCUCUUUCUUCAGCUCUUCCUUCUAUAAAUAGUAACCUAGUCCAUCAUAUGAAAACCAGAAUGAACCACAUCUGACAAUGCUGUAAAAAAUGUGGAUUAUUAAAGUUUAUUUUAUAAUGACAAUGUUUUCUUCAUAAAGAUGUAGAUUGUUUUUAUUUAUGUUUUUGUUUUGUACUCCUCUGGUUGAUUUGUUGAACAUGUUUUGUAAGUAUAAGUGGUAUUUCAUAUAUCAUUACAAGAAAGCCUAAAUUAGGUGGUUUGAGAAAAGACUGGAACAGACUGAGUGCAUUGGGGACAGUAACUAUGGAUGCAUUUAUGUGUGUAUGUUUCAAUAUGAGAGUGCUUGUGCUGACGCGACUGUGUGAAUGUGUGGCUGUGUAUGAUGUGAGCCACAUAAUGUUUACUGUAGGUGUUUUGUCCCCCUUACUGUGAGCACAAAGACAGCUGAAAUGUAAAUGUAUGUACCUUACUAUAAAAUAUGGCAAGUUCUGAGAAAAAAUCUGA